UUACAAAAAUACGGCUAUCUUCCAUCUUCUGACUCCAGAAUGUCCGUGUUGCGCACUGCGGAGACAAUGAAAUCUGCUAUAGCUGCCAUGCAGCAGUUCUAUGGCAUUAACAUGACAGGAAAAGUGGACAGGAACACAAUCGACUGGAUGAAGAAGCCUCGUUGUGGAGUUCCUGAUCAGAUGAGAGGCAACUCCAGAUUUAACAUUCGUCGAAAGCGAUAUGCAUUAACAGGGCAGAAGUGGCAACACAAAUAUAUCACUUACAGCAUAAAGAAUGUCACUCCAAAAGUAGGAGAUGCUGAAACCCGUAAAGCUAUUCGCCGUGCCUUCGAUGUGUGGCAGAAUGUAACCCCUCUGACAUUUGAGGAAGUUCCUUAUGUAGAACUGGAGAAUGGCAAGAAAGACGUGGAUAUUACUAUAAUUUUUGCAUCAGGUUUUCAUGGAGACAGUUCUCCAUUCGAUGGGGAAGGAGGAUUUUUGGCUCAUGCUUAUUUUCCUGGGCCAGGAAUUGGAGGUGAUACUCAUUUUGACUCAGAUGAGCCAUGGACUUUGGGAAAUCCCAAUCAUGACGGAAAUGAUUUGUUUCUAGUAGCAGUUCACGAACUGGGACAUGCCCUUGGAUUAGAACAUUCAAACGAUCCGACUGCCAUUAUGGCUCCAUUUUACCAAUACAUGGAAACUGACAAUUUCAAACUGCCUAAUGAUGAUUUGCAGGGAAUCCAAAAGAUAUACGGUCCACCUGACAGAAUCCCACCACCAACAAGACCCUUGCCGACAGUACCUCCACAUCGUUCUGUCCCUCCAGCUGAUCCUAGGAAGAAUGAUAGGGCUAAAGCUCCUCGCCCACCCACAGGGGAUAAGCCCUCCUACCCUGGUGUCAAACCCAAUAUCUGUGAUGGAAAUUUCAAUACUCUAGCCAUUCUCCGCCAUGAAAUGUUUGUUUUCAAGGAUCAGUGGUUUUGGCGAGUCAGAAAUAACAGGGUGAUGGAUGGAUACCCCAUGCAGAUUACCUACUUCUGGAGGGGACUGCCUCCAAGCAUUGAUGCAGUUUGAAACAGUGAUGGGAACUUUGUUUUCUUUAAAGGUAACAAGUUCUGGAUCUUCAAAGAUACCACCCUCCAACCAGGGUAUCCUCAUGAUUUGAUAUCAUUAGGAAGUGGGAUUCCUCCCCAUGGUAUUGAUUCAGCAAUUUGGUGGGAGGAUGUUGGGAAAACCUACUUCUUCAAAGGAGACAGGUAUUGGAGAUACAGUGAAGAUAUAAGAACUAUGGACACAGGUUAUCCCAAAUCAAUCACAAUCUGGAAAGGUAUCCCAGAAUCACCUCAGGGAGCCUUUGUUCAUAAAGAAAAUGGCUUUACAUAUUUCUACAAAGGCAAAGAAUACUGGAAAUUCAACAAUCAAAUGCUCCGGGUGGAACCGGGAUAUCCUAGAUCUAUCCUCAAGGAUUUUAUGGGCUGUGAUGGACCAGCAGACCGGGACAAAGACCGACACAGCCCUCAAGAUGAUGUAGACAUUGUCAUCAAACUGGACAACACAGCCAGCACUGUGAAAGCUAUAGCCAUUGUCAUUCCUUGCAUACUGGCCCUGUGCCUCCUUGUAUUGGUUUACACUGUGUUCCAGUUCAAGAGGAAAGGAACACCCCGCCACAUACUUUACUGCAAACGCUCUAUGCAAGAGUGGGUGUGAUGUAGGGAUAUUUUUUCUUCUUCUUUUCUCCCAG
Thamnophis elegans (Western terrestrial garter snake) is the source of this 1720-nucleotide messenger RNA. RefSeq names its product matrix metallopeptidase 16 (gene MMP16). Gene Ontology annotation, biological process: proteolysis; collagen catabolic process; skeletal system development. Lineage: Eukaryota; Metazoa; Chordata; Lepidosauria; Squamata; Natricidae. The record is from RefSeq and is a predicted model, not a curated record. Gene Ontology annotation, molecular function: zinc ion binding; metalloendopeptidase activity. Gene Ontology annotation, cellular component: extracellular matrix.